Colletotrichum phormii is the source of this 756-nucleotide messenger RNA. RefSeq lists its product as uncharacterized. NCBI's taxonomy places the organism in Eukaryota, Fungi, Ascomycota, Sordariomycetes, Glomerellales, Glomerellaceae. Bases 20 to 451 code for a protein of 143 amino acids. The record is from RefSeq and is a predicted model, not a curated record. The transcript has a single exon.
ACUUUCUCAGUGAGCAAUCAUGUCUCGUCUCAACUCCCGAGUCCCCUUUCUCAAGGCGGCUCUUUGUUCCCAAGGGGGAGGAGUUCGCCGUUCACUCUGGACAAAAACUCUCUUUUUGCUCUACUCCUUUCACCCAAACUUGUCAACUUACAAGCAGCAUUGCGCGGACAAGACGCCGCCCAACAAGCGGCUGGCGUGGCUCAGCUUCGUAGAAGACCAAUCUUUCGCCCGUAGAAAGUCUCACCGAACGCCCGUAGAAUAUCUGCCGCGUCCUUCUCGUACGUCCGUUACUAUUCCCAUUACCACUACCACUUACUACUACGGAUACAACUGCGCGGCCCUUUCUCGUACUUUUCUGCGCAGUAAUCUUAAUUUCCUGGGCAAACACGAUUACACAUUACACCUACAUCAUUGGCGUCCAUAUUCUGCAAGUCCAACAACGUACACCUAGCGCAAGCCCACCAAAUCUGCAACUGCAACUGCAACUCUAACUUGCUAUACGGUACACACCGGUUGAAGAAGCAGAAGCAAUUGAGAAGAAAAAAAAAGUCAUUACAUUUCACUUGCAUGUGCUGCUGCAGAUAGCGGGGCGAGAGGCUCCGUCGACGUUGCUUCAGGUGCAUCUAAAAUAAAACUCUUCAGGGGGGCGGGCGGGUUUCUUCUUCGUGUCUUCUCAGCUUCUGCUGCUGCGGCAAGCAACAGGCUACAACUUCUUGUCUGCAUGUUACCUAUUGCUGCCGUAGCCGUUUACCGUCG